This is a messenger RNA of Coregonus sp. 'balchen', 15721 nucleotides long. The record is from the annotation of a GenBank genome assembly. NCBI's taxonomy places the organism in Eukaryota, Metazoa, Chordata, Actinopteri, Salmoniformes, Salmonidae.
UCCAGGAUGUCUCGGUACACCGAUGAGCCUCGUUUCACCAUCGAGCAGAUUGACCUGCUCCAGCGGCUGAGGAGGACGGGGAUGAAGAAGCCAGAGAUCCUCCACGCCCUGGACACCCUGGACAGACUGGAUCACCAGCACGGACACAAGUUCGGACGCCGUCCCCAGCCCCAGACGCAGCCCCAGCCCGCCUAUCAGGGGCCGACGCCCAAUUGCAACACUAAUACAACGUCUUCUCCCUCGUCCGAUAACGUUGCAGCGUCCUCAUCAACGUCCACGACCGCCACACAGACUGGUUACCUGGGGAAUGGGAGUGGGAGUGGCCUGUCACCGUCACCUAGCAACAACUAUGAUAUGUCUCCGCCCCCUCCGGUGGUUGUAUCUGCCCCGGUGGCUAUGGCAGUGGUGGCGCAGAACGGGCAUGGGGUUGGUGGUGGCGGUGGCGAGCUGGUUGCCAUGACGAACGGGAAGUUGUCUCCACCGCGGUUUCCUGUCAGUGUUAGUGCGGUGAGUGGCGGCGUGAUGGGGAGCAGCUACGGGUUUGAGGCCAGCGAGGAGGAACUAGACGUGGAAGACAAAGUGGAGGAACUCCUGAGGUGAGGAGGAGGAGCCUGAGUCUUUUCUGAACACAUCAAUAGGCACAAAAUGGUAACCAAACAAACUACCUUUUACACUACCUGAAUGUGUCUAAUAAGAAUCCUCAUUUUUGUUUUGGGUUUUUAGUGUUUUCUAGUGAACUAGACCUUGAGGCCAGAGUUUAGUAAUGCAUUAGGUGACACCUGUGUCUAAACACAGUCACCACAUCAGUCCCACACACACACACACACACACACAUACGUCCUGUCUGUCAACCCUUUCGCUGCUCUUUUGUAUUGUGUGUUGUUCGCAGUGAUAAAGUCAGUAUUGAUUAGAUGGAGUGAUGAAAAUGAAAUGAAAGGGAGGGAGAGAAAAGUGGCAAUGGAUUUCUGGCAGCUCAGCACUGCCUCUGAUUCUCUCUCACGUUUUCCAUGAAGAGGAAUCAAUAUAAAUGUAAAUGAGAAGGCAGUGUAUCGACAGACAGAAGAAAGACUGUGUGUGUGUGUGUGUGUGGGCCAGUGUUUUCACAGACACGUCACAUUUAUGGGAAUUGCUCUCUCUCUCUCCCCACUCUUUCUUUCCCUUCUCUCUCCCCCCCCCCCCUCUCUCUCGCUCCAUCUGUCUUUUGUUACAUUCCCUCUCUGACAAUCACACAUACAGCGGCACUUUGUCACACUGGCUGGCACACACCAAGGUUAUUAUACUAAACGAAAACUGAAACUAAAAUAAAAACUAAAAUUGGAAAAACAAUUAAACUGAAAUAAAAACGAAAAACAUUUGAAAAACUAUACUGAAACUUAUAUUUUACUGCAAAACUAACUAAAAUAAAAACCAUAAAUUAUGUUUAGUUUUAGUUUUUUAUCAAAUGGGGUUUUCGAGCUUCUGAAUCUGGCGGGUAAAUGCUGCCAGUAGAUCAAAUCAAAUCAAAUCAAAUUGUAUUGGUCACAUGCGCCGAAUACAACAGGUGCAGACAUUACAGUGAAAUGCUUACUUACAGCCCUUAACCAACAGUGCAUUUAUUUUUUACAAAAAAAGUAAAAAUAAAACAACAACAAAAAAAGUGUUGAGAGAAAAAAGAGCAGAAGUAAAAUAAAGUGACAGUAGGGAGGCUAUAUAUACAGGGGGGUACCGUUGCAGAGUCAAUGUGCGGGGGCACCGGCUAGUUGAGGUAGUUGAGGUAAUAUGUACAUGUGGGUAGAGAUAAAGUGACUAUGCAUAAAUAAUUGGGGCAGAUGCCAACGUUUCAAAUAGGCCUAGCUUGUGUGCCACUAGCUAUCACCAGCUAACAGGGAAGAAAUACGGAGGCGAACACGAAGCGUGACUGAGCCAAGCUAGAACAGCUUGUGAAGUUGCUGGAGCCUUUCGCAAUCCACACCGACCAACUUCAAACUGACAUCCAGUCGCUGUCUGAUGUGGUUCCGUGCCUUCUCAACCUUGAGGCACACUUGCAGUCAACUACUGUUGCAAAACAGUUGCCACAGGUCCUCCUGAAGUCACUGCGUGAGCGCUUUGCGUGCAUACUGACAACUUCGAUCCAACCCCUGGAGCAGCUUGCCUGAUGAGGCAAGCUGCUCAACAGAGAUGAAGUCACUGAUGAGGCAAGCAGAGUAUUUUGUACUUCAGCAAAUCAGAGGGUACAGCCGUGGAGCAGCAAGACCCCAGGAAGAUGCCAACACGAUGAAUCCAGCAAGCAUCUCGAUUACAUUUUCAUUUACAUUUUCGUUAUUUAGCAGACACUCUUAUCCAGAGCGACUUACAAAUUGGUGCAUUCACCUUAUGAUAGCCAGUGGUACAACCACUUUACAAUAUAUCAACAAAAAAAAUUGGUGGGGGAGGGUAGAAGGAUUACUUUUAUCCUAUCCCAGGUAUUCCUUAAAGAGGUGGGGUUUCAAGUGUCCCCGGAAGGUGGUGAGUGACUCCGCUGUUCCUGGCGUCGUGAGGGAGCUUGUUCCACCAUUGGGGUGCCAGAGCAGCGAACAGUUCUGACUGGGCUGAGCGGGAACUGUGCUUCCGCAGAGGUAGGGGGGCCAGCAGGCCAGAGGUGGAUGAACGCAAUGCCCUCGUUUGGGUGUAGGGACUGAUCAGAGCCUGAAGGUACGGAGGUGCCGUUCCCCUCACAGCUCCGUAGGCAAGCACCAUGGUCUUGUAGCAAAUGCGGACUUCAACUGGAAGCCAGUGGAGUGUGCGGAGGAGCGGGGUGACGUGAGAGAACUUGGGAAGGUUGAACACCAGACAGGCUGCAGCGUUCUGGAUGAGUUGUAGGGGUUUAAUGGCACAGGCAGGGAGCCCAGCCAACAGUGAGUUGCAGUAAUCCAGACGGGAGAUGACAAGUGCCUGGAUUAGGACCUGUGCCGCUUCCUGUGUAAGGUAGGGUCGUACUCUGUGAAUGUUGUAGAGCAUGAACCUACAGGAUCGGGUCACCGCUUUGAUGUUAGCGGAGAACGACAGGGUGUUGUUCAGGGUCACGCCAAGGUUCUUUGCACUCUGGGAGGAGGACACAACGGAGUUGUCAACCGUGAUGGCGAGAUCAUGGAGCGGGCAGUCCUUCCCCGGGAGGAAGAGCAGCUCCGUCUUGCCGAGGUUCAUCUUGAGGUGGUGAUCCUUCAUCCACACUGAUAUGUCUGCCAGACAUGCAGAGAUGUGAUUCGCCACCUGGUUAUCAGAAAGGGGAAAGGAGAAGAUUAAUUGUGUGUCGUCUGCGUAGCAAUGAUAGGAGAGACCAUGUGAGGAUAUGACAGAGCCAAGUGACUUGGUGUAUAGAGAGAAUAGGAGAGGGCCUAGAACUGAGCCCUGGGGGACACCAGUGGUGAGAGCACGUGGUGUGGAGACAGAUUCUCGCCACGCCACCUGGUAGGAGCGACCUGUGAGGUAGGACGCAAUCCAAGAGUGAGUCGCGCCGGAGAUGCCCAACUCGGAGAGGGGGAGAGGAGGAUCUGAUGGUUCACAGUAUCAAAGGCAGCAGAUAGGUCUAGAAGGAUGAGAGCAGAGGAGAGAGAGUUAGCUUUAGCAGUGCGGAGAGCCUCCGUGACACAGAGAAGAGCAGUCUCAGUUGAAUGACCAGUCUUGAAACCUGACUGGUUUGGAUCAAGAAGGUCAUUCUGAGAGAGAUAGCAAGAGAGUUGGCUAAAGACGGCACGCUCAAGAGUUUUGGAGAGAAAAGAAAGAAGGGAUACUGGUCUGUAGUUGUUGACAUCGGAGGGAUCGAGUGUAGGUUUUUUGAGAAGGGGUGCAACUCUCGCUCUCUUGAAGACGGAAGGGACAUAGCCAGUGGUCAAGGAUGAGUUGAUGAGCGAGGUGAGGUAAGGGAGAAGGUCUCCGGAAAUGGUCUGGAGAAAAGAGGAGGGGAUAGGGUCAAGCGGGCAGGUUGUUGGGCGGCUGGCCGUCACAAGUCGCAAGAUUUCAUCUGGAGAGAGAGGGGAGAAAGAAGUCAAAGCAUAGGUUAGGGCAGUGUGAGCAGGACCAGCGGUGUCAUUUGACUUAAAAAAUGAGGAUCGGAUGUCGUCAACCUCCUUUUCAAAAUGGUUGACGAAGUCAUCCACAGAGAGGGAGGAGGGAGGGGGAGGAGGAGGAUUCUGCAGGGAGGAGAAGGUAGCAAAGAGCUUCCUAGGGCAGUGCUUCAGAAAUAUAGCUUCCUCUCAUCGAAGAUUGUGUCUGAGGUCACUGUCCAGCCGGAGGGUCAGACUGGCAGAGAAUGACAUGCCCCAUGUGAGCUGCCGAAAUACCUGGAAGAGGUAAAGGUGGACAUGUUUAUAUAGUCACUUCUCCAGUUCUGGCAGGCAAGGAGGGCUGGUUAUCAAAAGCUGUGCCCUGUGGCACUGGAUCUGGUAUCUGCCCCUGCAUCCCAAGUGUUCGUGGAAAGAAUAUUCUCUGUGUGUGGACAACUGCCAUCAGUCUUGAGAAACCGAACAACCAACUCUCUGGAACACAGUCUUCUAGAAGAUGAACCAGAAUAUUGUUUGGUUGAACAGAAACACACACAAGCUGGCUGCGAACUGAUAGAUUUGUGAAGAAGUGUUGUAUUGCUUGUGUUUUUGCUGUUGUUGCAGCUGUUUUUAUUAACCAGUGAUAGUCAGUGAUACAUGUUUAAUAUUACAUAAACAUAACAUGUCAAAUGUGCCAUGACUUCAUUUGUUGUUUUUUCCUCUCUUUCCAUCAGGUAAAGGUACUUGAUUAUUCUUACAUCUACUACUAAAGUAAAAAAAUGCAUUGGAUUGGUGUAAACAUGGGCAAGAGAGUUUCCUUCCACCAUAUUUCUUGCACCAGUCUAACCUUUAAAUCCAAGUCACAUUAGGAUUGAUUUUAUAAUUUAAACCUAACCAAACCUAUGUCCUGGCCAUGGAGUUGUGUGGAGUCCUCAAGUGGCCAAAAGCCAAUGUUAGCAUGGGCAGCGCCAUUGAGGACUUUCACCAUUUUUAUUUUGUAAACUCGGCGGGACUUCCAGCUUCAUUGGCUGAUCCCUCCUGAUGACCGGGUUGGAGUUGUGACAGCCGGGUCAUCAGGAGGGACCAGCCAAUACAUUUUACUUGUAAAGAAGAAAAUUGUCAAUUUCAGAUGGAGAGGGCCUCAAUGGGGCUGCCCAUGCUCUCACAGACACCAUCAUGACACCGAUACAAAGAUGUUAUGUCUUUCCAAGUCUAUGGUCCUGGCCCAUCACCUUAUGUAUUAGUGCCCCCCACAUCACAAAAAAACUAUAGGCCUACAACACCUAAAUGGCUCCUAGCCUCCCACGCAUAGGCUACUUUAUGUCCAUAAUACUAAAACUGAAACUAAAUAAUAUAAAAAUGAAAUAGAAAUGUGUUUAUCGAACUGAAACUAUACUGAACAAAAAUAUAAACGCAACAAUUUCAAAGAUUUUACUGAGUUACAGUUCAUAUAAUAAAAUCAGUCAAUUUAAAUUAAUUAAUUAGGCCCUAAUCUAUGGAUUUCACAUGACUUGGAAUACAGAUAUGCAUCUGUUGGCCACAGAUACCUAAAAAAAAGGUAGGGGCGUGUAUCAGAAAACCAGUCAGUGUUUGGUGUGACCAUAAUUUGCCUCAUGCAGCGCGAGACAUCUCCUUCGCAUAGAGUUGAUUAGGCUGUUGAUUGUGGCCUGUGGAAUGUUGUCCCACUCCUCUUCAAUGGCUGUGCAAAGUUGCUGGAUAUUGGCGGGAACUGGAACACACUCUCAUACAUGUCGAUCCAGAGCAUCCCAAACAGGGCCUAAAAUUAACUUUUUGGUCUGCCAACCACUGUGGCAGCCACUCAGAUUUUCUUUACCAGCAAAAUAGUUUUUUCCCGCUAAAAUUACACCAACAAAAAACACAAAAAAACAGUUAAGCAUGCUUUGUAAUGUUUCUAAAACAAUAAAGGUAUUACUAGUAAGACGUAAUGUGGUACAGUGCCUUUCGGAAAGUAUUCAGACCCCUUGACCUUUUCCACAUUUUGUUACGUUACAGCCUUAUUCUAAAAUGUAUUUCAAAAUAAUAAAUCCUCAGGAAUCUACACACAAUACCCCAUAAUGACAAAGCGAAAACAGGUUUAUAGAAAUGUUAGCAAAUUUAUAAAACAAAUAAAACUGAGCUCAGGUGCAUCCUGUUUCCGUUGAUCAUCCUUGAGAUGUUUCUACAAUUUGAUUGGUGUCCACCUGUGGUAAAUUCAAUUUAUUGGACGUGAUUUGGAAAGGCACACCCCUGUCUAUAUAAGGACCCACAGUUGACAGUGCAUGUCAGAGCAAAAACCAAGGAAUUGAGGUCGAAGGAAUUGUCCAUAGAGCUUUGAGACAGGAUUGUGUCGAGGCACAGAUUUGGGGAAGGGUAACAAAACAUUUCUGCAGCAUUGAAGGUCCCCAAGAACAGUGGCCUCCAUCAUUCUUAAAUGGAAGAAGUUUGGAACCACCAAGACUCUAGAGUUCCUCUGUGGAGAUGGGAGAACCUUCCAGAAGGACAACCAUCUCUGCAACACUCCACCAAUCAGGCCUUUAUGGUAGAGUGACGUCCCUGGGAGGGGUGCGUCACUUGAGUGGGUUGAGUUACUGACGUGAUCUUCCUGUCUGGGUUGGCGCCCCCCCCUUGGUUUGUGCUGUGGUGGAGACCUCUGUGGGCUAUACUCGGCCUUGUCUCAGGAUUGUAAGUUGGUGGUUGGGGAUAUCCCUCUAGUGGUGCGGGGGCUGUGCUUUGGCGGAGUGGGUGGGGUUAUAUCCUUCCUGUUUGGCCCUGUCCGGGGGUUUCUUCGGAUGGGGCCACAGUGUCUCCGGACCGCUCCUGUCUCAGCCUCCAGUAUUUAUGCUGCAGUAGUUUAUGUGUCGGGGGGCUGGGGUUAGUUGGUUAUACCUGGAGUACUUCUCCUGUCUUAUCCAGUGUCCUGUGUGAAUUUAAGUAUGCUCUCUCUAAUUCUCUCGUUCUCUCUUUCUCUCUGAGAACCUGAGCCCUAGGACCAUACGUCAGGACUACCGGGCAUGAUGACACCUUGCUGUCCCCAGUCCGCCUGACCUUGCUGCUAUUCCAGUUUCAACUGUUCUGCCUGCGGCUACGAAACCCCUACCUGUCCCAGACCUGCUGUUUUCAACUCUAAAUGAUCGGCUAUGAAAAGCCAACUGAGAGACCUGAGCCCUAGGACCAUACGUCGGGACUACCGGCCGUGGUGACUCCUUGCUGUCCCCAGUCCGCCUGGCCUUGCUGCUAUUCCAGUUUAAACUGUUCUGCCUGCGGUUAUGGAACCCCUACCUGUCCCAGACCUGCUGUUUUAAACUCUAAUGAUCGGCUAUGAAAAGCCAACUGAGAUUUAUUCCUGAUUAUUAUUUGACCAUGCUUGUCACUUAUGAACAUUUUUGAACAUCUUGGCAUGGUUCUGUUAUAAUCUCCACCCGGCACAGCCAGAAGAGGACUGGCCACCCCUCAUAGCCUGGUUCCUCUCUAGGUUUCUUCCUAGGUUUUGCCUUUCUAGGGAGUUUUUCCUAGCCACCGUGCUUCUACACCUGCAUUACUAGCUGUUUGGGGUUUUAGGCUGGGUUUCUGUACAGCACUUCGAGAUAUUAGCUGAUGUAAGAAGGGCUAUAUAAAAUAAAAUUGAUUGAUUGAUUGAUAGAGUGGCCAGACGGAAGCCACUCCUCAGUAAAAGGCACAUGAUGCCCGCUUGGAGUUUGCCUAAAGGCACCUAAAAACUCUCAGACCAUGAGAAACAAGAUUCUCUGGUCUGAUGAACGAAGAUGUGGAGUGCUGUAAAGAUGGUUGUCCUUCUGGAAGGUUCUCCCAUCUCCACAGAGGAACUCUGGAGUUCUGUCAGAGUGACCACCGGAUUCUUGGUCACCUCCCUGAGCAAGGCCCUUCUACCCUGAUUGCUCAGUUUGGCCAGGCGGCCAGCUCUAGGAAGAGUUUUGGUGGUUCCAAACUUUUUCCCAUUUUAAGAAUGAUCGAGGCCACUGUGUUCUUGGGGACCUUGAAUGCUGCAGAAAUGUUUUGGUACCCUUCCCCAGAUCUGUGCCGCCACACAAUCCUGUCUCGGAGCUCUACGGACAAUUCCUUCUACCUCAUGGCUUGGUUUCUGCUCUGACAUACACUGUAAACUGUGGGACCUUAUAUAGACAGGUGUGUGCCUUUCCAAAUCAUGUCCAAUCAAUUGAAUUUACCACAGGUAGACUCCUAUUAAGUUGUAGAAACAUCUCAAGGAUAAUAAAUGGAAACAGGAUGCACCUGAGCUCAAUUUCGAGUCUCAUAGGAAAGGGUCUGAAUACUUAUGUAAAUGUGAUAUUUAAGUUUUUACUUUUGUAAUACAUUUGCAACAUUCUAAAAACCUGUUUUUCGCUUUGUCAUUAUGGGGUAUUGUGUGUAGAUUGAUGAGAAAACAUCCAAUUUAAUCAAUUUUAGAAUAAGGCUGUAACGUAACAAAAUGUGGGAAAGUCAAGGGGUCUGAAUACUUUCCGAAUGCACUGUAUUUCCUUUUUUUUAAUUCAGUCUUUCCUUCCUAUCCAACUCAAUUGUACUUUCCGGUCUCCCGCUCUUCAUGGCUUAUCUUCAUUUUCUAAUUUCCUCUCCCUUUCUCUCCCUAUUUCCACAGUCAUCUCUCUCACUUCCUCUCCCUUUCUCUCCCUAUUUCCACAGUCAUCUCUCUCACUUCCUUUCCCUUUCUCUCCCUAUUUCCACAGUCAUCUCUCUCAUUUCCUCUCCCUUUCUCUCCCUAUUUCCACAGUCAUCUCUCUCACUUCCUUUCCCUUUCUCUCCCUAUUUCCACAGUCAUCUCUCUCAUUUCCACACUAGUCACCUUUCUCUCUGUUCCUUGCACCAUCCUCUCUCUAGCUUCCUAGCAAAGGGAACAAUGUUGUCUUUCUUUUGUAUUUUUCCUCUCUCACUUGUUCUCUCUCUCCCUCUCUCUCCCUCCAGAAGGGACAGUGCCAUAAUCAAGGAGGAGAUCAAGGCGUUCCUGGGGAACAGGCGCAUCUCUCAGGCUGUGGUGGCUCAGGUCACAGGUCAGUAUGCUCCCUAGUGGCUAAUACAGCACACUACACUCAGUUGGAGUGGAACUGUGCUCACUUUGGUGUACACUAAACACAGAAUCGUCAUCAUGAUUUCUAUGAGUGUUAGUGUGGCUUGAAUGACAAAUAGCAAGUACUUCAUCCACUGUAUAUGCAUUGGCUACUUAAUGAAUCUUGCAUUCUGUGCUCUUUCUUUCUUUCCCUCCCCCUGGUCCAUCCUCUCUCUCUGUCUGUCUCUCUUUCUCUCUGUCUCCCUCUCUUCCUCCCGCCUCCCUCCAGGUAUCAGUCAGAGUCGUAUCUCCCACUGGCUGCUGCAGCAGGGCUCUGACCUCAGCGAACAGAAGAAGAGGGCCUUCUAUCGCUGGUACCAGCUGGAGAAGACCACCCCUGGUAAUGCCCACCACCAUCACCCCCAUGCCCAGCCCCCCGCCCAGUCCCACCACGCCCCCCACCUCCAGCCCCUCCUCAGCCCCCCCACCUCCAGCCUCCCCCCUUCUGUCCAGUCCCUCUUCAGUUGUUCCACCCGUUCCAUCCACUAUUAGAGGACUCUUUCUGACUCUGCCCAAACUAGAGAGGGCAGAACGGGUUAUACAAUGAGAACUGAUGGGUGAGUCCAUUAACUAUUUCUUGGCAUUAUAGGGCUGGAAAGUAAUGAUGGCCCAUCCAAAUCCUCCCUAUGUAUCCCUAAACUGUUACUUUGGCCCAAUGUAAUGCACUUUUCUAGGGGGCACUAAUUCCACAUCUGUCUUUGUUUGUAGUCACUACAUGUGACUACACUACCCAUAUGCCCUCUUGCGCCCCCUCUGUUUCAAUAGGCAUAGCUACUCCGCAGACACGCACCAUGCAGUAUUGAAGUCCUUCCCCCAAAAUGUUCCAGUCAGUAUUUGUCCUGCCCAAAUCCUUGAGCUGUUACAGCACCUUUCGAACUCCCCUACAACCUGUUUCUGCCCCCACAACCCCAUUGUGUGUCUAACUCCAUCCUGUGUCCAAAUGUGUCACUUCCCAUUUCCUGUGUCCCUCCCUUCCCUCUGGGUGCAGCAGCCAAUAAGCUAUCACAACCACAAAUAUUAAAAUGCUCAUUAGUGGCUGGUGUUUAUGAGUAGGAGUACUUGUAGUUGUAUAGCUAUGAUGUUGCUACUACAAUUGAGUAGAAAUGUAAAGUGCUUUAAGCGCUGUAUAAACCUCAUUAAUACGUUAUUAUGAUGACUAUACCUAUACCUUAAAGAGUACUGGUUUCUGACUGUAUAUGACCAUGGUGAAAAACAGAUUUUUAAUAAAAAGCAAACUUGUGAAAUCACACCGGCCUCACCUCUCUGUCUGUGUGGAGGGGAGGGUGUAGUGGCGCGCCCUGGUGGACUGUGUAUGUCACAGCACCUAUAGACUAUUACUGUAAGUGUGUACAGUGCUACAUACAGCAGAGCUAUUCACAUCUGGGCCUCCAGCUCUGCUGUACUGCAGGUUGUUCUUCUUUCUCCCAAGUCAUUGAUUGAUUGAUUGAUCCAUGCCAUUGAUUGGCCCAAUAGUCCACUUAAAGGUCUGAAUCAGUCCCUGGUUGGAGGGGGUGAAACGACAGUGGUGGGGAACUCGAGGUCCCGAUUUGAAACCUGCUGAUCUGUGUUGACUGUCUCUAUCAAGAUGGAUAACAUAUUAUUGUAGUUAUUAUUUUAGUUACAAUAAAAAAACAUGCAUAGAUGUGAGUCAUAGAUUUGCAGUCAGAAAAAUUAUACAUGUAGGUUCUAGUCUCAAGCAAGAACAUCCAUAGAUCAUUACAUGAGUUACAUAUAUGUAAACAAUCACAUUCCCAACCCACCUUUCCCUGGCGGUGUGUGUGUCACAGCCAUCCAUCAGCAUUACUUGUUCAUUAGGUUAAUGCUCUUGCUGUGGAGCCAUGCCACCAACACUCACUACAUAAACGAGUCCAUAUUACUGUCCGGGCACACACACACACUCACACACACACACACACACACACACACACACACACAUUCACACUCACACACAUUCACACACACACACAUUCACACACAUUCACUCACACACACAAACACACACACACACACACUCACACACAUUCACACACACACACAUUCACACACACAUUCACUCACACACACAAACACACACACACACACACACACACACACACACACACACAUUCACACACAUUCACACACACACACACUACAUUUGAUGAGGCUUCAGAGGGGGUUGACUGUGAAUUACUGUCCACAGUCCAGGUUCUUCGUUUAUAGUCGCCACACAGCCAAUAUAACACUCUAUAAAGUUAUUGUUCUUCUAAACAAUAGGGUGCUGAAUCAUCAUAAAUGGACUCAUCAACAAUGAAAAUGACAGCAUUUUCCAAAUAGUAGAUUUCAAACAUUCUGAACGUUUCACCUCACUAAAUACACCCAUGGCUAGUUACAUCAUGGUUGUAUUUCCAUGGUUACAUCAUGGUUGUGUCUCCAGGUGCAACUCUGACGAUGCAACCCGCCCCCAUGGCUCUGGAGGACGUGGUGGAGUUGCGGCAGACUCCGCCCCCUAUAUGCUCCACCCCCGGGAGCUUCCGUCUGCGCCGAGGCAGUCGCUUUACCUGGAGGAAAGAAUGUCUGUCUGUGAUGGAGAGGUGAGGAGGAGAGAGAGAGAGCGAGAGAGAGAGAGAGAAAGAAGAUUGGUGAUGGGGAAAUAGUUGAGGAGGGAAAGGGUGUAAGGGAGGCAGAUGUGAUGAGUUGUUGUUGUUGUGCUUGAUAACGGGUGUGAGUGGGGAAAGGAGCAUUCGUUACCUUUGGAAGAAAGUGAAUGUUGCCUAAUAAAUAAUGUUGUGGUUAUUUGUGUUUUCUCUUCCAGUUACUUCAAUAAGAACCAGUACCCUGAUGAAGCUAAAAGAGAGGAGAUCGCUAACGCCUGCAACGCUGUCAUCCAGAAGCCAGGUGAGAACCAGCAGGAGGAAAGCGGUACUUACAGUGCCUUCAGAAAGUAUUCACACCGCUUGACUUUUCCCCAAAAAAAAUUGUUACAAAGUAAGAUUCAAAUGGAUUUAAUUGUAAUAUUGUGUCAACGAUCUACACAAAAUACUCACAUUUAAUGUAAUUUUUUUUAUUAAUGGACAAUAAAACACUAUCUUGAUAAGUAUUCAACCCCCUGAGUCAAUACAUGUUAGAAUCACCUUUGGCAGCGAUUACAGCUGUGAAUCUUUCUGGGUAAGUCUCUAAGAGCUUUGCACACCAGGGGGCUCAUUUAUCAAUCAUGCGUAGGCACAAAUCUGUGCGUAAACCAUGCGUGGGAUCAUUUCCAUGAAAAGUGUGAGAUUUAUCAAUAUGAUUGUUUGCUCGAGAGUGUGCGUAAAUUUACGCACAGCCAAUACCAUGAGUACGCACAGUGCCAAGUGGUGGAAUAAGGGAACUGCUUGUCAAACGUAGAAUGGGGAAAACAUAUGUUGAAAAGAAUUGAGAGUAAUAAUUAAAUCAUUCUCGAUUUCAUUGUGAAUUCAUGUAACACAUCUUGACAGGCUAUAUAUAAUUUGACCACAUCAGUGCAUUUGUUACGAUAAUAAUCCAUAUAAAGUAGGUCUACAGUCAUUAAAUUCGAGGCAUGUGUGAAUAUUGUUGAAAUACUAUUAAAUACUGAGAUCUUGCUCUGUUGGAAGAUUUGACACACGCUGCAUUUCUCAGAGACAAAAGCAAACGUCAGCGGGAGAUUGAAGAUCGGCAUCUCACAGCCCUCGAUGAGCCAUUGUUUUGGAGGCAAUCAUCAGCAAAACCAACUGUAACAUACAAUUUCCUUUCACCAUCGCACAACAGGUUGACGUAGAGGGGUUUCUUUGCCAUCAAUGGGUUCCCAAAUACGAAGGGAAAAAUAGACGGCACCCACAUUGCCAUAAAAGCUCCAUCCCAAGACGAGUUCAACUAUGUGAACAGAAAAGGCUUCCACUCUUAAUGUGCAGGUGAUAGGUUAUGUGAUGUGCCAAAAACACUGCUGAAUGUAGUGGCCAGGUGGAACGCACGACUCGUUCAUUCUGCAGAACAGAAAUGUUGGCCUACAGCCUGCAGGUGGAGCUGUUGAGGAUGGAUGUCUUAUUGGUGAGUGUUGCCUACUCAUCUGAAGUAUACUGAACAAAAAUAGAAACACCAGCUGAAAUAAAAGAUCCCAGAAUUUUUCCAUAAGCACAAAAACCUUAUUUCUCUCAAAUUUUGGACACAAAUUUGUUUACAUCCCUGUGAGUGAGAAUUUCUCAUUUUCCAACAUAAUCCAUCCACCUGACAGGUGUGGCAUAUCAAGAAGCUGAUUAAACAGCAUGAUCAUUACACAGGUGCACCUUGUGCUGGCGAUAAUAAAAGGUAACUCUAAAAUGUGCAGUUUUGUCACACAAUGCCACAGAUGUCUCAAGUUUUGAGGGAGCGUGCAAUUGGCAUGCUGAUAGAGCACGGCGCUUGUAACGCCAAGGUAGUGGGUUCGAUCCCCGGGACCACCCAUACAAAAAAAAAUAAAAAAUGUAUGCACGCAUGACUGUGAGUCGCUUUGGAUAAAAGCGUCUGCUAAAUGGCAUAUUAUAUUAUAUUAUAAUGUCUACCAGAGCUGUUUCCAGAGAAUUUAAUGUUCAUUUGGCAGUACGUCCAACCGGCCUCACAACUGCAGACCACGUGUAGCCACUCCAGCCCAGGACCUCCACAUCCGGCUUCUUCAGUUGCGGGAUCGUCUGAGACCAUACACCCAGACAGCUGAUGAAACUGAGGAGUAUUUCUGUCUGUAAUAAAGGCCUUUUGUGGGGAAAAACUCAUUCUGAUUGGCUGGGCCUGGCUCCCCAGUGAGUGUGGCCUGUCUCCCCAGUGGGUCCCUCCCAGGCCCACCCAUGGCUGCGCCCCUGCCCAGUCAUGUGAAAUCCAUAGAUUAGGGCCUAAUUUAUUUAUUUCCUUAUAUGAACUGUAACUCAGUAAAAUUGUUGAAAUGUUGCGUUUAUAUUUUUGUUCAGUAUAUGUGACUUGUUUAGCACAAUUUUAGUCCUGAACUUAUUUAGGCUUGCCAUAACAAAAGGGUUGAAUACUUACUGACUCUAGACAUUUCAGCUUUACAUUUUUUAUUAAUUUAUAAACAUUUCUAAAAACAUAAUUCCACUUUGACAUUAUGAGGUAUUGUGUGUAGACACAAAAUUCAGGCUGUAACACAACAAAGUGUAAAAAGUCAAGGGGUAUGAAUACUUUCUGAAGGCACUGUAUAUUGAGUAAGGUCACUUUCAAGACUGAGUAUGUGUGAGUGCAUGUGUUUGUGUGUGCAGGGAAGAAGCUGUCUGAUCUGGAGAAGGUCACGUCUCUGAAGGUCUACAACUGGUUCGCCAACCGCCGCAAAGAGAUCAAGAGACGUGCCAACAUAGGUAACGUUUACGACCCCCUCGGGGUGUGUGUCUGUGUGUGCGUGCAUGUGAGCUCAGAUAUGUUAUGGCGAGGUCUGUUUUUUCCCGAAGAAGCAGCAAUCCUGGAGAACCAUGGGAUCAAAGUCCAGAGCCCUGGAGGACACUCCAACAGCGAUGAAAUCGACGGGAAUGACUUCCCUGACCAGGUAACCACCCGUAAGAAAGUGGAAUGGUCCAGAACCCAUGCACUUUGUGUUGUAUCUGACAGCCAAGACCAAUCUACCUUUUUAGGGGUGGAUCACCCCUGAGAAAUUGAAAUGGUCUCUCCCAGUUUGUGUUGUAUAUUGUAGCCAAGACCAUUGUGCCAUUAUAGGGGUGGUUUAACACCUUGCCUCUUUGUUUUCCUACAGGGCUGUGAGGUCCCUCUGUUUGAGAAGAGAGUUGGGACCAGACCUUUCAGUAUCAGCCGACUAGACCUGUCCUCUCCCACACAGGUACUGUAUGGACUGUAUAAUGUUAGGAGAACUCCUAUCGUAUUGGAUUACGUUAUGGGUUACAUAUUCAUACUGUACUCCAUGUUUGGUACAGAACUUUUUCUCUAUACCAAAUCUGUUAGACGGGUAGCUAACCAGCAAGUGGGGGAAAACUAAUUAUUAUAAUUUGUUUGCAUGCGUUUGACCAUGCUAACCAGUUGGCUUCCGUAACCGAACAAGGGUGCAUCUCAAUAGUCUAAAGCAGAUUCUCGAUCUGAAAACACAGGACAGUGGAAAGCAACCUGGUAGACUUUGCUUUAGCUCUCCAUGUCUUUCAGGUCAGUGUAGGUCAGGGGUCUCAAACUCAGUGCCCGCGGGCCAAAUGUGGUCUGUGAACUGAUUUAAUGCGGCCCGUGGUUUUGCUUAGUAAAUGCGCCACACAGUUGUCUGUCUCAGGGUUGAAGACCACAGAUGUGUAAACAUGACCCAUGACUCCUCCCCCUCUUGCGGUUGCAGGUGCCCACCCUGCUGCCCAGUUGGCUGGCGGCUUGGCCUGGCUCGGGCAGGGGGGGCUUGGCCGCCCAGAGGGCCAGCUCUCUGAUUUGCCGCUCCUUGCUCUCGGGAGCGGGUCUCGCUCAGGGGGCAGGGAUGGAAGGUUCCAGACUGACAGGUGUGUCCUGGUCUGUCCCCUCCCCCCCCUCCCUCCAGGACGACUCCUCCACCAAUCACAGCAAUGCCCUGGAGCACCAGGACCCCAUCGCUCUCGCUGUGGAGAUGGCGGCGGUCAAUCAUAGCAUCCUCGCCCUGGCAACGCAGGCGGGGGGAGGAUUGGCCCUGGGUGGGACAGGCAGUGACAUCAAGACAGAGGUGGUGGAGGACAAC